Molecule: messenger RNA, 622 nt
Organism: Thermothelomyces thermophilus ATCC 42464
Lineage: Eukaryota; Fungi; Ascomycota; Sordariomycetes; Sordariales; Chaetomiaceae
Exons: 1
Coding region: 80-571 (163 amino acids)
Source: RefSeq, a predicted model, not a curated record
GUGAGGAACUCUAUCUCAUCAACAUCACCACUGCCCACGCUCAGCAGCAUAAACAGCCGUUCCGAUAUAUUCGAGAAGAAUGCACGUCUCCAGCGGCCUAAUAACAUACGCAUUGAGCUUCGCCGCUCUCGCGACAGCGACUUUGGCCCUCGAGCCGUGGCUCAUCUCGGAGCUCACGACCUUCAGCCCCCCAGACCGACCGGGCAGCUCUCCCCACAGCGUCAUCAACGCCACCAUCUCGGAUCCCAACGACCAGACCCCAGUUACGGCCUUCUGCGCCGCCACCUGGACGUUCGAGGAAUCGCCCUACGGUACGGUCAACGCCUGCUCCGAGGUGCCGGGCGGACGAUGGAGGUUUGCGAUGCUCGAGGCGGCCGACGGCGAGCCCUCGCCGACCACCAACUUCAAGCUGCGCUUCGAGCUGGACAAGGACGGCCAGACGUUAGCGGGGACGGCGAGUUUCAGGGUCGGCGAGAAUCUCAGCGGGCUGUGCUCGGCCGGCGGAGUUUGCUCAUUUAGCUUGAAAAAGGAGAACACUCCGUUUGCGGUGAAGCAGACCCUGGAGAACUAAUUAGAGGAAAUUUUCCCAUGUUCAACGCCGACGAGAGGUGCUGCUGUCAAU